Molecule: messenger RNA, 1242 nt
Organism: Rhizoctonia solani
Lineage: Eukaryota; Fungi; Basidiomycota; Agaricomycetes; Cantharellales; Ceratobasidiaceae
Exons: 7
Coding region: 1-1242 (413 amino acids)
Source: RefSeq, a predicted model, not a curated record
AUGACCACUUUUAUCGGCCACUCUACCGAGAAAAUGACAUCUCCGGAGCCAAUUAACAUUCAGAUCGUCCAACGACGCUCUGGACCGGUUUCAGCACCUACAAACCUAGCUAUCAGGACUGGGGGUUUCAAUCAGUUAUCCUAUGCUUUUACCUUUAAUCCACUCAAUCGUCCUCCUAGCGAUGUCAAACUUCCUCCUGGAUGGACUUUUCAUUCACUCACAGCACCAGCCAACCCGGCGCUCACUCCACACUCCAGCCACUUCCUCACUUCGACAUCAUCAAUGGACGCGACUGACUGGCUACCUGCGAGCGGUUACUUUUAUCAUGCGGAGCGUCGAAUUACUACCAAUGUUGACAUGUUGCAUCUCGAAGAUACAUUGUUAAGCCUCCUGGAAGAUUCACGUACACAAAAUACAGAUGAAUUUACUGAGAUGGUUGCCAUACCUUAUGAUGGACUCGGGGGCGAGAGGGAGCGAGAGAGAGGAUACGCUUUAUAUUGCGCGGACCAUUUCAACCGAACAUUUACUCGUAGCUGGCUCGAACUCAGGCCAUCUUUCGGCGACUCCGAAGAUCCCAAAUGGGCUGAAGAGUACUCUAAAUGGAUCCACAUGAUUGGAAAGAAUUUGGACAGUCACUUAUUCCUACCCUCCGCCCACCCAAAAAAGUAUAGUUGCUUAGGCCGCAAGAUAGCGCAGCAAGUUGUGUGGGAUCACCAAAACGGUCAUAUUUCAAAGAUCGAUGUGCAGAAUGCAUUUUCAAUGACAGAGUGCACUUCCUUGCUAUCGGCCCUUCAGAAGCGGCCAAAACAGUUCAAGCAACCUCCGCUCCAUCCUACGUUUAGUGCGGGCUAUGCGGAAGGUACAGGGGGACCAAUCGUGAUGCUUGCUGUCUUGGUUACAUUUCUUAUUUGGGGAGGCCCCAUGCUUGGUAUUCCGUCUGCCUACUUUCGCCGUAUGCGUACUAUUGCUUCCAGGGCAGACAAGGGCGAGUACCUCCCACACCUAUGGAGCACGCUUAUUAAAGGAUUGCUCAAGGAGUGGAACGACUUGAACAUUAUCUUAGCGUUGGUUUUGUCAGCAAAUGUUGGCUUCUUGGCUCUACCAGGGAUUUCAGAAGACAGUCCGUCUAUAAUUGCGGAUCUUUCUCGUGGUGCUGGUAUUUUCUCAAUGUUUGUGACCCUAGGGGGAUCGUUGGAUGCAGAGCUUCAUUUAAUGGCGAUCUUGCUGAUGGGCAGUAUUUAA